GAAAGUUCAAGGGGGCCAAAUACUUUUGCAAGCCACUGCAUCCCCAGUCUCCCUCGGAAUGCUGUUGAAGCUCUGCCGGAUUAAUAUAAUCUUGCUUCCCUGUUUAGCUGUGCCUCUCUUCCUGUUUUAUUUUGGUUAUUAUUUCUACACUCAUCACAUCCUGUCUGCCAGGCAGCUAUACUGUAACACUUACAGUUGUUAUAGCACUUAAUCCAAAGCAACGGUCGGAUGCUAUUCCCUUCUUCAUUCCCGUUUUUUGUUAUUUGAAAGAGUUGCUUAAAGUAGAUUUUUGACUUUUAAUUGUGUCUAAAUACUAAAAAAGCUUUCACCAAUAUGUCCAUUAAAAAUCUUGAUUUGAUAAAAAAGGUGCCUAAAGUAGUUCUAUGUUGCCCUCAAAAAUAUUCCCUUAGUAAUUAUACUGCGUCACAUUGCUUUCACACAAUACAAUAUGACUGGAUUGUAUUGCCUAUAGUCAAGACUGUUUCCAGUCAGUAACUUAAUACCCAUUGUCACACUGGAGAUCAGUCACCAGAUCAGCUAACAGCCCAGAUCUAUGCUGUGCUAACCUAAAAUGGUCCAAGAAGGAAUGCUCUGUUCCUCGAAAGAAAAUGAAUUUCAUUUUACUUUGUUAUCGCAGCAGAGCGAUAUUUAAAGCUCUCUGUCGGUUCUUUAUUUUACACAGUGAAAGACUUUUGUGUAAAGCUGCUGAAAGCGUUUGAACACAAUUGUCACGCUUUGUUCAUUUGUUUGCGAAAAGUGUUUUUUCUGCAGAGAUUACAUUUCCUGUAGCCAUCCUGCCAGCCUUCCAGGCCUAUCCUGCAGUGCCACCACACUAUCCCGCUGCUGCUGCUACCCCCUUUGGAUUCAACCCGAACCCGAACCCAAACCCUCCAGUGUGGGGUUUUGAGCCACAACAACCAAUAGCAGCUCCCCAACCGUCAGAUCCCCCUCCUCCUUAUGGAGCAUAUGCAAUGUACCCUCCAUUGCCAGAUUUUGAGAAUAAAUCCUAGCAACAGGUCUGACCAGAUGCUUUGCCAGGAAAUGGUGUGAAAACACCGAGAAGCAUACUGUGGUCAUUAAGAGCCACUCUAGUGUUCACCAAGCACUUCUGUGGCUAUAGACUAUACCAAAUCCCUAUAGUGUGUGUUUAACUGCCUCAUAUAGGAGUAUCCACUCCUGAUUGUUUCUUUUUGUUGUUUUUUUUUUUUAAUCAAACACUUCAUAUCUUAAGUGUCUACGUGUUCCAGAAAGCAGAAAAUGUAUAACAGUACUUAUAAUGGAACUGUGGUCAGUAUUAGAACCCUACAUUCUGUUUCUUUUAAAUACUUCAUUGAUGACCGGAGUCUUCCCUGAAUGUUUUAAAUCUGCUGUGGUAGUGCCAAUCUUGAAAAAGCCUGGACUGGAUGUUGACUUAGUUGCAAACUAUAGACCCAUCUCACAUUUUUCUUUUUUGUCUAAGGUCUUUGAAAAAGUUGUUUUUAAGCAGCUCACUGAUCAUCUUUCAACAAACAAUCUGUUUGAACCAUUUCAGUCUGCUUUUAGACCAAAUCACUCCACAGAAACAGCUUUAAUCAAAGUGGCAAACAGUCUGUUGGUAAAUGCAGACAGUGAUCGCACUUCAGUUUUAGUACUACUAGAUCUAAGUGCUGCAUUUGACACUGUGGAUCACUGUAUUUUAUCGGAUAGGCUUGAACAUUUUAUUGGAGUUACAGGAAAUGUUUUAUCAUGGCUGAGAUCUUAUCUGUCUGGGAGAUCUCAGACUGUUAGUUUUAAAAAUGAUCUCUCCGAGACCUGUGCAGUGGGGCGUGGGGUCCCUCAGGGCUCUGUACUUGGCCCAUUGCUGUUUUCCCUGUAUCUGCUGCCUCUUGGUGUUCUUUUACGUUCUUUUAAUGUAACUUUUCAUUGUUACGCUGACAACCUGCACCUUUAUGUUCCUUUAACCAUUGGAAAUUGUGCUGACAUGUCUAAAUUAGAAUCGUGUCUAUCUGCAAUUAGGGGCUGGUAAUCGGAUAACUUCCUGCUUCUUAAUACUGAUAAGAUAGAGUUGAUGGUCACUGGACCACAAAAAUUUCAAUACAUGUCCCAAAAUUUAAUCUUGAAAAUUGAAGGUAAAAAACUUGGGCGUGUGGUUUGACACAGUGCUCUCCUUUGAGUCUCAUGUAAGAGAGACAACAAAGACCACCUUUUAUUAUUUAAGGAACAUAGCCAAAAUCAGACAAGUUUUAUCAAGCAAGACUGCAGAGGUUCUUCUCCAUGCAUUUGUGUCUUCACGUAUUGAUCAUUGUAACGAUCUCUUUUCUGGGCUACCAAAGAAAAGUUUUAGAGGUUUACAGAUGGUGCAAAAUGCAGCGCCUCGCAUUUUAACUAAAACUGGAAAAUUUGAGUGCAUUACGCUGUACUGAAAUCCCUUCAUCGGCUAUCUUGUCAGGUUUGAGCAGAUUUUAAGGUCCUGCUGCUCACCUACAAAGCUUUAAAUGGAUUGCCACCUUCAUACCUCUCUGAUCUUUUGCACCUUUAUGUUCCAUCCCGUGCUCUCCGAUCCCAGGAUCCCUUUCUGAAAAGUAAAGAGUAAAAUAUUUUCCAUUCACUGGUUAACAGCAUUACAAUAUCAAGCCUGCAGGUGACAUAUAAUGCACUUUUUUGUUUUGUUUUUUUGGUAUCUUUGAAAUAAAGCUCUGUAUGAUAAUAAACUUUUUUAACGAAAUAAACGUCUUUGGGGUGGUCUUUGGAUUUUAGUAAUUUUUCAUGAUAUACCACAAAACAUGAAGCUGACAUAACUAGACAUCUUUUACUUUGAGUUAAUUGCUUUCAGUUCAUGGGGCCAUCAAAAUAUUGACCGCAACAUUUUUUUCCUGGUAUGUUUUAGGUUUUGCCAGUGUUUCCAGAUUAAUUUUAAGCCUUGGUAAUCCCCCCCCAAAAGGCCCUUUUGUCAUCUCUCUGAAAAAGGGGGUCUAUUGUUAAGGUUACUUCUCAUCACCUCUGCUUAGGAUUUCAAAGAGUUUUAACAUCAUGGCAUGUAAUCUGCAUCAAGUGGAAGAUUUACUGUAGGUGUGGUGAAAUAUAUCAUGUGAUGCAGCCAGCAUGUGGCAGUCACACCUACAAUAAAAAAUAACUAAAGAGAAACAAGGUGGUAUUUUUCGCUGCCCCAAUAUGUGGUUGUGAAGAGACCAUGCUGGUUAUCCAGAGAGUGUGUCUCAAAUCAUUCAUAAUGUAAUCUCAUGUUAAACCCCGUUAAGUUUCCAUAGCUGAAAAUCUUUUAGUGGCACUGCUUUGGGAGGGUGUAUGAUACAAGAAAAACUGGUUUCACAUUAUUUGUAUACUUGAAAGCAGCUAUAACAAGCCAGAGAGUGGCUGCGCUGGGCACAACUGGCCUGAGUUUUCUCUUGGUUUUUGCAACACAAUUUUUUUAUCCCACUUUUUGCCAUCUGAAAAUGACCAUUAAAAAAUUCUCAAUCGAAUACGAUGCCAUCAACAGCAAAAACACCUUCACGAAUGGAGAUAUGAUUAAUGGAAGAAUUAUUGUGGAGGUGUCUGGUGAAACCAAAAUCCAAUCGCUGAUUUUUAGAGGACAAGGGAGAGCGAAGGUAUGCUGGAGUGAGCAUUACGGACAAGAUCAAACCCACGUUUACUGGGCUACUGAGAAAUAUUAUGACAUCAAACAAGAUAUCUUGAGAGAAUCAAGACGCGAUGGCACUGAAGUCAUUGGAAAAGGAAGACACGUAUUUCCUUUUUUGUUCAGGAUUCCUGAUGGAAUGCUGCCAUCAACCUAUAAAAGAGCCCGUGGAAAAAUUGUUCAUAAGGUGAAAGCAGAGCUGACACAAUCAAUUACAAGAAAAACCAAGGCUCACUUCACUUUUGUGUCCAAGGCAGACAUGGGUAUUCCUGGACUUCUGGAACCUCAGUAUACUUGUAAGGAUAAAUCUGUUUUGGGCUCUGGAAAGGUUUCAGUAGAUGUUUAUACCACUCAGAUGGGAUACAUGCAAGGCGAAGCUCUCGUGGUCACAGUUGAAAUCAACAACAACUCGAGUCGCACAGUGAAGCCCAAAUUCAUACUGUAUCAGAAACACAGUUUCUUUGCCCAGGGCCACAGGACAGUUUACACACACGACAUCCUUAAGGAUAAGGCUGAGGCUGUUGAAGCAUCUUCUGGCAGAAAAACUGUGACCAAGGUGAUCACCAUCCCUGGAGACCUACCCCCCUCCAUCUUGAACAGCCACAUCAUCAACCUGGAGUAAAUGCUGAAGGUCCAAAUGAAAAUCAAAUGUUCCAUUGAUCCAAAGCUCAAACUUCCUAUAGUUAUCAUGCCUGCGGUUGUGAAACAACCACAUCCUUCUGCUGGCAUUGGAUUUGACACUUUUAGGAACCCAGAAAAUCCAGCCUGGGGAACUACACCCCAGCAAACACCACCCCAGUGUGGAGAUCUUCCACCUCCCUACGGAGCACAUGCGACGUACCCCACUACCACUCUCGAUGAUGAUGGCAUUGAGAUGUUAACUUUUUGAACUGUGUGGAUCAAAGUGUACCUUCUAACAGACCCAUAAUGAUAUAUUGUAUUUUCAGUGAGGAGCUUGUUUCAACAACAGGAAAGACCCCAUUAUUUGAGAGAGUCCUUGGGACCCUCAUGGUUCAAAAAGUAUUUUGACCAGAGUUACAGUCUUGGAAAAUUAUGUAUGAUUAGAAGUGAAACCAUUUACCUGUCUGUGGAGAAUUCUUCCACAUUUCAACUGAUCUAAUGUAAUCUACUGUCUCUGUGUUUAGUCUGUGUAGAUUAUCUCCCCACUAAAAUGCAGUUAGUAUUAAAAUAAAACCCACAAAACACUUAAAGAUUUAAAA
Haplochromis burtoni (Burton's mouthbrooder) is the source of this 4833-nucleotide messenger RNA. RefSeq names its product arrestin domain-containing protein 3. The transcript has 6 exons. Gene Ontology annotation, biological process: protein transport. Bases 3432 to 4235 code for a protein of 267 amino acids. The record is from RefSeq and is a predicted model, not a curated record. NCBI's taxonomy places the organism in Eukaryota, Metazoa, Chordata, Actinopteri, Cichliformes, Cichlidae. Gene Ontology annotation, cellular component: cytoplasm; plasma membrane.